Molecule: messenger RNA, 1121 nt
Organism: Anolis carolinensis (green anole)
Lineage: Eukaryota; Metazoa; Chordata; Lepidosauria; Squamata; Anolidae
Gene: atp6v1g3
Product: ATPase H+ transporting V1 subunit G3
Exons: 3
Coding region: 105-461 (118 amino acids)
Biological process (GO): proton transmembrane transport
Cellular component (GO): vacuolar proton-transporting V-type ATPase complex
Molecular function (GO): proton-transporting ATPase activity, rotational mechanism
Source: RefSeq, a predicted model, not a curated record
GUUGAUACAACAACACAGGUAAUAAAGAACACAGUAAGAGCACCAUAAAGCCUCCUUCCUCCUUCUAGUUCUCCCCAAGGACUUCCUGCUAUCAAGGAGACAAAAUGACCAGCCAAUCUCAGGGAAUCCAGCAACUCCUGCAAGCAGAAAAACGUGCCAAGGACAAGCUUGAAGAAGCCAAAAAAAGAAAGGGGAAGAGACUGAAGCAAGCCAAGGAAGAAGCCACUGCUGAGAUAGACCACUACAGGCUCCAGAGGGAAAAGGAUUUCAGACACAAGCAAAACAAUAUAAUGGGAUCACAAGGUAACCUAUCAACAAAAGUAGAUGGAGAAACCACAGACAAGAUCCGGGACCUCACAAGUGACUACCAUAGGAACCUGGAGACUGUGUUGGGACAUCUCUUGGGCAAAGUGUAUGAAUUCAAUCCUGAACUCCACCCAAAUUAUGCAUACACAAUUUAAAUGUUUUUUUAUUACUUUAAAGAAAAUAAUAAAGAAAAUAAUGUCAUCUCUAUAGUUAGGCUUAGUGAAAGAGCUUGAUUCAAUUGCAGUUUGGAGAUACUAUUAUCUUGGGGUACCAUUGUAGGGUAGCACAUUGUCAAUUAUUAUAUAUUUAAUACCAGCAAGGAUUGGGCUGGAGCCAUUUGGAUUUUCUUCUUCUGACACCAUCACCCUCACGAGCUGUUUCUGAGCAGAAGGCAUUUUCUCCCUGAAUUUGUUGUUUUCUGAAUUCCAUUGCGACGUAUAUAUAAUUAUAAUCACUCAGCCCAAAAUAUGGUGGUAUGCAUAAAAUAUACGAUGUGACCAAUUCCUCUAAGGUUUCACACAACUAUUUGUCAACAUGGGCUUCCACCAUCACAAUUUUUUUUUAAAAUGUAGAAAAUAAUUUGUCACUUAAAUAUGGAAAACAGAAGAAGUAAUUGUUUGACACCAGCAGCUUUUAAGUGGGUGUAGUUGUGUUUUUUUUAAUUUUUUUGCUUAUGUUCACUACUUCUUAAAAAGUAUUCUGUUCAUGUAACUUGGCCUAUUGUAGGAAAUCUGCUUGUCACAAUAUGUAGAGGGUUUAAGAUAACAAAUAUGUAAUAAAAUAUUAUAGGCAUAUUAUUAGGCUUCGAAUUAAAA